ACAGUGAAAGCUCAAAGCCAUUUUGCGCUCCGUGACGUCAUCGUACUAUACAGCCACGCGCAGAGGGGGAGCGAGUGUAUUAAACCCGGACAGAAUGUGAGCGCGUGAACACGAGUAGUGUUCAGAGAAUGCAACGAGCACAGCAUCGCCUUCAGUUGGAUAUUGUUUUGGAAAGAAGAGAUUUGGUGAACGUGACGAUGAAGCGCCCUCUGCUGGUGCUGGUGCUUCUGCAACUUGUGCUCGAGACUCAGGCGUUUCGAUACUCCAGCAAUUAUUAUUAUCAGGACUUAUCAUCUGAUGGCAACGGAAACGGAGAGAUAUACUUCAGUGGUGUGCGUCUUCACGUGGAAUCUCCACAAACUUUGGUGUCUGCUGUACAAGGAGGCAACGUGACUCUUCCGUGUGUGUACCGCUACGAGCCAGAGGUCAGUUCACCUCGCAGGACAAGGGUGAAGUGGCUCUGGCAGCCGAACACAGGUGAAACAAAAGAGCUGCACGUCAUGGUGGCUUUGGGGUCCCACCACAGGAGUUACGGCGACUUUCGGGGUCGCGUUCGUCUCCGCCGGAGCACUCCAGGAGACGUGUCUCUAGUCAUCAACCCGCUGCAGAGCGAUGACACGGGGCGAUACCGUUGUGAGAUUAUAGACGGCCUGGAGGACGAGAGCGUCACUGUGGAGCUUCAGUUUCGGGGCAUAGUGUUCCCAUAUCACUCUCCCAUGGGUCGCUACAAGUUUAACUUCCAGGAAGCUAAAGACGCAUGUGAGCAGCAGGGUGCUUGCCUAGCCACCUUUGAACAGUUGUUUGAAGUCUGGGAUGAAGAAAAGCUUGACUGGUGCAAUGCUGGUUGGCUGGCUGAUGGUACGGUACAGUACCCCAUAGCCGUGAGUCGGGAUGCCUGUGGUGGAACAGACAUGGCACCGGGCGUCAGGAACUACGGUGUUCGCCACAAAACCAUGGACCGUUUUGAUGCAUUCUGUUUCACUUCUUCAAUCAGAGGUGAGGUUUACUUCCUGCAGCACAAGAUGAAGCUGAACUUCUCUGAGGCAGUAGAGGAGUGUGUGCAGGAUGGAGCUGAGAUUGUUAAAGUGGGUCAGUUGUAUGCAGCGUGGAGGUUUGCAGGGUUGGAUCAGUGUGAUGCUGGGUGGGUGGCUGAUGGCAGCGUGCGGUACCCCAUCACCAAACCCAGAGCCAACUGCGGUCCACCUGAACCUGGUGUGCGGAGCUUCGGCUUCCUGCCCCAGCAUUUAAAAUAUGGAGUUUACUGUCACAAAGUCAGAUGGUAAGAUUUUGACACAGCGUGGGUCAUCCGUUUAAAAUCAUUCAAAACAAAUGUGAAUUUUGGCAGAUGAUAUAGAUUAUGCUUUGAUGAGUCACCUUCUAAUUUUUUUAAUAUAAAAAAAGGGUGUCAGAGUUUUUUUUCUGUGAAUCUGCAAGCCGUAUAUUUGUCUUCAACUAUUCCAUUUUCUGAUUUUUAUGUGUGUAGAAUUGAGCAUUAAACCAAGUGUCACUCAGGGAAUAGGUCUGCAAAACUGCCCUUGGUAAAUUCUCUCAUAUCAACUAAACCAAUGGACCUUCACUGUAUAAUACAUAACAAUGUGUUCUGUCAUCACAUGUACUACACAUGUACUAUAUGUCACAUGUAUUAAAUGUCACAUAUAUAGAUGCAGCAAACAUAUUUUUGCCUUAAAUGACAAAAAGCUUAGCAUAUGUAGUAUCCUACAUAUAGUCACUUGUUUAAUUUUACUAAUUAUACUUAGGCUGUAGUCCAUGCAUUUUUACAGUCUAUUUUCAGAUGUCUUAUUAACUAUCAUUUUAGAUAAUAAAUGUUUUUUUUAAACCA
This is a messenger RNA of Tachysurus fulvidraco (yellow catfish), 1840 nucleotides long. It is a transcript of the gene hapln3, whose product is annotated as hyaluronan and proteoglycan link protein 3. Bases 129 to 1283 code for a protein of 384 amino acids. The transcript is spliced from 5 exons. Gene Ontology annotation, biological process: cell adhesion. The record is from RefSeq and is a predicted model, not a curated record. Gene Ontology annotation, molecular function: hyaluronic acid binding. Lineage: Eukaryota; Metazoa; Chordata; Actinopteri; Siluriformes; Bagridae.